Molecule: messenger RNA, 1886 nt
Organism: Sycon ciliatum
Lineage: Eukaryota; Metazoa; Porifera; Calcarea; Leucosolenida; Sycettidae
Product: protein Dr1-like
Exons: 7
Coding region: 175-837 (220 amino acids)
Biological process (GO): negative regulation of transcription by RNA polymerase II; RNA polymerase II preinitiation complex assembly
Cellular component (GO): negative cofactor 2 complex
Molecular function (GO): RNA polymerase II general transcription initiation factor activity; protein heterodimerization activity; TBP-class protein binding
Source: RefSeq, a predicted model, not a curated record
CCCGUAGUUUUGAGCCGUAGUUUUGAUGGUGGUUUGACUUUUCAGUUUUGUUUUGAUUUUGACUUCAUUUCAUGCAUUUCAAUUUUGAACGGCGUUUGAGAGUUGGAUGUGUAAUGCCAACCAUCGAGACCUUUUACUAAUCAGUUUGCUUCUUCAUUUACUUGAUUCGUGGCAAUGGCGGACGGAGGACCCCCUGACGAUGAUAUUUCGCUGCCGAGAACGGCUGUGAAUAAGUUGAUAAAGGAGAUGUUGCCAAACAUGCGUAUAUCCAAUGACGCAAGGGAGCUGGUUCUCAACUGCUGUACAGAGUUUAUACAUCUACUGGCGGCAGAGGCCAAUGAGGAGUGUGGUCGGCAAGCCAAGAAGACCAUUGGUCCUGAGCACAUCCUUGCUGCACUGAAGGAGCUAGGUUUUGAUCAUUAUGUCCCUGAGGUUGAGGAUGUCUUGGAGGAUUACAAAGUCCAGGCAACGCAAAACAAGCGGAAAGCAACUAAACUAGAGGACCUGGGAAUACCGGAGGAAGAGUUGCUGCGUCAGCAAGAAGAACUCUUUGCCCAGGCCCGUAUGCAGCAGCUUCAGAUGGAUCAAGAGGAGCAAGCGCGUGUUGCUGCAGCUAUGGCCACUGCUUCAGCGGACAACGGUGCUACUGGUCUUGCUGCUGCUGCUGCUGCUGCUGCUGGUGUAAGUAGUAGUAGCAGUGAUGCCGCCGCCGCCACGGCUGGUAUGUCAGCUGCACAGCGACAGCUAGCACAGUUCCAGGCGAUCGCAGCCGGAGCUCUCCCUCCACCAGCAGCGGCCGUAGCACCAUUCAACCCGGCUGGUAAUACCUCGGCGUAGCACCACAGUAUGGCCAAGUGUUUAGAAUAGAAAACACUCGUACGGUACUGCUGCAGAGCUCUGCGACUGUGCUCCCGAGUGACUGCAGAGCUCUGCGACUGUGCUCCCGAGUGACUGCAGAGCUCUGCGACUGUGCUCCCGAGUGACUUGUACAAAUGUGUAGAAACGUUACCCAGGCACUGGUUGAUGUCAAUGAGGAGGCACAGUUCAGCUAGGCAGUGCGGAGCACCAGGCGGCACUUUACUUGCAGAACAUUGAUGAGUUGUCCGUACUGUGGCGCAACCAGUGCUGUGACAUGUACAUACUCUCUAUACAUAUACCCUAUACCCUAUAUCCUAUAUCCUAUAUCCUAUACCUCUGCUAUGCAUGGACACUGUGACUGGUAUUGCUAUCUAGUCUAGGCUAAUGUCCCUAUACCACUCUCGUACUGUACUGGAUUCCUUGGCCUUGGCAUUGGCCUUUGCCCUACACCAGUCUCAUACUGUACUGGAUUCCUUGGCCUUUGCCUUGUGAUCCUGUGUAUCGUUGUAUUGUGUGUUGUUGUACUGUGUGGAGGAUAUUGUACAUAGCAACAACAUGCCUGUUUGUCCUCCGCACUGCAUGUACCACUGUAUACCGCUCGCCAUGAAACUAACGCCGUCACACACGCGUGUGCGCACUCGUGUUGCUUACAAAACUCAUUUUCUCGUCAUCUCCCAGCGGAGAUCAGGAGAUCAUACUUCAGGACUGUAUUGAUUUGAGAAGCAAGUUGUCCCCAUCCUACUCAUCCUACCCAUCCUACUCAUCCUACUCAUCAUCCUACUCAUCCUACUUCCAUAACACUUGAAAACUCUGAAUAUUCUCACCAUCAAAAAAUCAACCUCAUCAUGUACAUGAUACUUGCCUACCUAUUUUUCCCAUCAAUACAAUAAUGUUCCUUCUUUUCCCUGUGAAACUCUUCAACAUUGCCUGUUUUGCUGCUGCUGCUGCUCCUGGUGUUGUUGUUGUUUUUGUCGUCGUUGUCGUCGUUGGUGUCGCCGUUGUGUUGAAAGAUACGUUCUCUGCUGUGA